Thamnophis elegans (Western terrestrial garter snake) is the source of this 5254-nucleotide messenger RNA. RefSeq names its product angiomotin like 1 (gene AMOTL1). The transcript has 13 exons. Gene Ontology annotation, cellular component: plasma membrane; cytoplasmic vesicle; bicellular tight junction. Bases 375 to 3200 code for a protein of 941 amino acids. Lineage: Eukaryota; Metazoa; Chordata; Lepidosauria; Squamata; Natricidae. The record is from RefSeq and is a predicted model, not a curated record. Gene Ontology annotation, biological process: regulation of cell migration; actin cytoskeleton organization; establishment of cell polarity involved in ameboidal cell migration.
UAAGGCGAGUCCGACGCGCGUCCGGCCUGCGGAACGGAGCCUCUCCAGCGCUAGGACCUGGCCACGGCGCCCUCAGGGCGAGGUGCCAUUGCCGCUGCCGCCGCCGCCGCUUCCUCCGAUCCCCCCGCGCGCGGGUGGGUGGGCGGCUCGAAUUACGUCGCCGAGCCUCUCCCAGACCCUUCGGCCGCGUCCGAGGAAAAAAAAGGGAGAAGGCAGCUUCGUUUCUCGGGACGGUCCCUUCUUCUACUUUCUCCGCCGGGGGAUUUCUCUCUCUCUCUCUCUCUCUCUCUCUCUCUCUCUCUCUCUCUCUCUCUCUCUCUCCGCUUCGCCGCGCCGGAUACAUGGGCCACCCUUAGGACCCAGAGACGUUUGCUAUGAUUUGGGCAGCCGUAGGCCCCCCCUCGAUCUGCUAUACUUCCAGUACUCCUGUGCAGGUACUGGAAGACCCUGGCUAUCUUCAUACAGAUCCUCAUCGGUUUGGCAAUGGGCAAGAUGGUUCCCCAUUAAUGGUAGAAGCGGUCAAUAAUAUUGAAGCCGAAGACCCUUUGUGCACCUUCUACCCCACAAGCUUUCUCCAGGCUUCAGAGGUGGAAAUGAGAGGUUCGGAGGAUGUUGUCCCUGGCACUGUUUUACAGCGGUUAAUCCAGGAGUUGCGUUAUGGCAACCCCAACGAGAAUAUGAACCUGCUGGCUCUCCAGCACCAAGCUACGGGGAGUGCAGGACCCUCCAACUCCACUGCCAGCAGCACCCUGUCUUCUUCGGUGGAAAACCUUGUGCCGGAUGACCCACAAAUGGUCCAGCAGUCAGCACGGCAGGAACCACAAGGCCAGGAACAUCAAGGGGACAACACGGUGAUGGAGAAGCAGACCAGAGGCUCCCAGCCUCAGCAGAACAAUGAAGAAUUACCUUCUUACGAAGAAGCCAAAGCUCAGUCACAGUUUUUUAGAAGUCAGCAGCCUAGUGUUGUUGGGCCCAGUUUCUACAUGGCCAGCAGCACUGGUCCAAAAUCUAAAAUGGAAGGUAGGCCAACUUUGGCCCGUGCCAACAGUGGACAGGCCCACAAAGAUGAAGCCCUGAAGGAACUGAAACAAGGCCACGUCCGCUCCUUGAGCGAGAGAAUCAUGCAGCUCUCCUUGGAAAGGAAUGGGGCCAAACAGCUUCUUCCUUGCUCGGGGAGAAGCAAAGGGGUCAAAUCCAGCGGGCCUUCUCCUUCCCCGGCUCCCAAUAAAGGCAUGGAUCAGAGGGGUCCCCCUCCAGAUUAUCCAUUCAAGAUCAAGCAGGGAAGCUCUCCAGGAAGCAAAAGUCAAGAGCCGGGCGUGUUUUUUAAUGAACAGCAUCCUGGAACACUUCAAGAAAUGACAAAGGCCUCCUAUUCAACAUCACAGCCAGCGAGGAGCGAAGUAGCUAUUGUCCGAUAUCAGGGUCCCCCAGAAUAUGGUAUCACCAGUCGUCAGUGUGCAUCGUCUUUUCCAUCGCUGCCAACACCCCGGGAGCACAGCCCAAUGUCCUCCCAGACCUCCUCGCUUAGUGGCCCACUGCACUCCGCGUCUCUGCCGCCUCUCUCAAUGGCCACAGCAUCCCAGUCUCUGCCCGCAACGCCGCCUAGCCAGCAGCCCCUCACACCAGAUGCCUUCAUGAUAGUACAGCGAGCACAGAAAAUGGUGGAGAUGUUGUCUGAAGAUAAUGAAGCCCUGCAGAAGGAGCUGGAGGGCUACUACGAGAAAGCAGACAAGCUUCAGAAGUUCGAAAUGGAAAUUCAGAGGAUUUCAGAAGCUUAUGAGGACCUUGUGAAAAUCACCACCAAGAGAGAGUCACUAGACAAGGCGAUGCGAAACAAACUUGAAGGUGAAAUCAGAAGACUCCAUGAUUUCAACAGGGACUUGCACGACCGACUGGAGACUGCAAAUAGGCAACUGGCCAGCCGAGAGUUUGAGGGACAUGAAAAUAAGGCAACAGAGGAUCUUUAUGCCUCUCAGAACAAAGAGUACUUGAAGGAGAAGGAGAAGCUAGAAAUGGACUUGAUGGCCUUGCGCCUCACCAAUGAGGAGCAUCGAAGACACAUUGAGAUCCUUGACCAGGCUCUGAACAGCGCUCAAGCCAAAGUCAUCAAGCUAGAAGCAGAGCUGCGGAAGAAGCAAACGCAUGUCGAGAAGGUAGAGAAGCUCCAGCAGGCCUUGACCCAACUUCAGGCAGCUUAUGAGAAGCGAGAGCAGAUGGAGCAUCGAUUGCGUACCCGGCUGGAAAGAGAGUUGGAAUCCCUGAGGCUGAAACAGAAACAAGGGAAUUACCAAGCAGCCCCGGUGCCUGAGUACAACGUCCCAGCCUUAAUGGAGUUAGUGCGGGAGAAGGAUGAGAGGAUCCUGGCUUUAGAAGCUGAUAUGACCAAGUGGGAGCAGAAGUACCUCGAAGAGAGCACCAUCCGGCACUUUGCCAUGAAUGCGGCAGCCACGGCUACCCCAGAAAAAGAUACUUUGGCCCCCAGCCACUCCCGCAGUGGCAGCUACAGCGAGAGCUCCCUGGAAGUCCGCAUAUGGCAGGAAGAACAGGAGAAGAUGCAAAACAACCAGAAGCGUCAAGACAUGGAAUACACAAUAAAGAAUCUGUAUGCAAAAAUCAUCGAGAAAGAUGCCAUGAUCAAGGUCCUUCAGCAGCGAUCCAGGAAAGAUACCAGCAAAGGAGAUUCUGCAAGUUUGAGGCCCGCUCAGUCGGUCCCAUCGAUAGCCGCAGCUACGGGAACACACUCCCGUCAGACCUCCCUUAACCACACCCAGGGCGUUGAGGAGAAGAAAGAAGAGAAGUCCUGGAAAGAAAGCAUUGGUUUGCUGUUAGGGAAAGACACCUCUGAACAGUCUCCCAUCCCUUCGUUGACCCUUCCAACUCCUUCUUUGUCCUCUACUUUGUCUUCAUGGCCAGUCGCCAUCUGCCAUGCGAAAAUGGGCAGCAAAGACAACAGCACUCAGACCGACAAAGGCACGGAGCUUUUCUGGCCCACCGCGGCUUCUUUUCCGGGUAGAGGGAAACUGAGUCACUGUUCUGGCAGCAGUCCAGCCCUGAGGCCCAUUGCAGGCAAAAAUGCUGGGGAGAAACCGGAAAACUCUUCCAGCUGUGGGAAGCUCCUGGACAGCAGCAGAAGCAGAGUUAGCCACCUGCUUCACAAGCCUGAAUUUCCAGAUCCAGAUAUGAUGGAAGUCCUUAUUUGAAGCCGUGGAGCGUUUGCUGCUUUGGGGGAGGGGGGGGGGAAGCACGUCUUCACUCUGGAGAGAGGGGAGGUCUUGUUUUCAUUGCUGUGCUUGAAUUCAAAACUCUGGAGGACACCAAAAAGUUGGACCAAGAAAGUUCGAACCGAGAAGGAAAACUCAAGGUGAAUCCGAGAGUUGAGGAGAGCAGAAGACUCAGAAUGUUGGAGAGUGAACAUUUGGGAUGUCCGCUGUGCACAGUUAACCAUGCUGUGGAUUUGGGGUGGGUGGGAAAAGGCAAGACAUUAUAGGAAUCCGAGGACGUUUCUAUGGAGGAGGUGUUUGGUGUGCCAGGAACUGUUCUCCAAACCGCCUAAUCUGUAACAUAAUUGGGUGGUACGCUGCCCACAUGGAAUUCUUUCGAAUUGUAUUUGCAAUUCUUGGGUGAGGGAGCAGGACUUCCAAAUAUCAUUCUUCUAGCUGCUACCUUCUUCCUGCUUUUCCCUUUUGAUCCCUCAAACCAUCUGGGUUUGCUUCUACUGUAUAUGUCAAACAUGCCGACGUAGAUCUCUGGUAGAACAACGUUUAGACAGGUUGAUCCUACAUUCUUUCCACGAUCUCUGUAGCUUCUCUCGGCCUACAGAGGUCCCUGAAUGCUGUUGACAGCAGAAGAGAAUGAGUUGACAUCCCAGGUGCUCCAUGCACGAGAGGCAUGACUUGCUGAUCUUAUUCCAUUAUGCGUUAUGAAACUAAACGAUCGGUGAACAAAUCAGCUGAAAGAUCUCCAGCUCCUUCAAAUUUAAUUUAUUCUGGCUGUGUCAGAGCCCAGCUCAGUUAGCCCUAAAGUUAAUAAUCCCAGAAGCAUCGUAUGAGAUCACUUCCCUGGAUACAUAGCAAAAUUCCUGAGGGAGACCGGUCUCUGUCCAGAGGUCAUGCAUCUGUGUGUGAAGAUAGCGCAUCUUAGGAUCAAGUCAACACAUCUUUGCUGACUUGCCAGUUAGAUCUAUUUAUGACCUGGUGCUAGAUAAGGUAUCUUUUGAGUCUCUGCCGUAAGCUGGAAUGUUGAAAGACUCCUAAUAUAAUGUAGGAAGUAGUUUAACACGAUGGUCCCUUCCGGAUGGGGCCAAAUGUGCAGCUGUUUUUGUAUUCUCCUCUUGUUGUGUAGUGUAGUGCCGGUUGCGUUGUACUCCUUCUGAAGAAAAGUAUGCCUGUGUACCUCGGUAAGAGUCCUUAGUCUACGUAGCAGUGUUCUGGGUUUUGCUCUGACUCAUGAAUUUGCCUCUUCGUCAGAUGUUAGGUGGGGAAAAAAUAAGUCUCCCAAGGCUUGUAGUAGAUCAGGGGUGUCAAACUCAAUUUCAUCGAGGGCAACAUCAGGGUUGUGUUUGACCUCGAGAGGAGGCUUGAGGUCACUCAUAUCAGGAGCACCUGUGGUAGUCCAAUUGCUCUGCCAGCUCCGUUUUAGGCUGGGACGGCCUCCUGCAACUCUCUACCAGCAAAAACGGAGCUCGGGAAAACUGCACAUGGCUCUCCCAAACUCCGUUUUCAUUGGCAGAGGCCCCGCGGCCCAGUCCUUCACUGUUUCCAGAUCUAAUCACCUCCCUGGGUCAGAUCCGGCCCCCGGGCAUUGAGUUUGAUACCUCUGUAGUAGAUGCUACUUCCCGGCGUAUCUGUAGAUAGCAAGGUCACGCAAAUCUCUUUUUCCUCUUUCCCUUUCUCUGUAGACCAGACAGACAGUCUUAUUGCCUCUUGUUACAGACACAUUUUAAAUCUAGGACAGGGAGGCCCUUUUCCUCUGUGGCAAAACGCCCAAAAUGCAGCCCUGUGUUUGAGGCCCAGUUAUGUUUUAUCCGAAAGCAUAAAUAGCAGGUCUCGAAUUUUGACUGUCUGUGGUAAAUUUCUCUCCACAGACUAUCAGGACUGUUUGUAGCAUUGCUUGCUCAAUGCUGUUUCUGAGGUGCAAAACCUGGCAGUCUAGAAGGGAAUUUAAUCUAAAAGCCGCUUCUUUAUAUACCGUGUUUCCCCGAACAUAAGACAGGGUCUUAUUUUCUUUUGACCCCCGAAAUAAGCACUUGGCCUUA